Anolis sagrei ordinatus is the source of this 2751-nucleotide messenger RNA. It is a transcript of the gene RLIM, whose product is annotated as ring finger protein, LIM domain interacting. Gene Ontology annotation, biological process: protein ubiquitination; ubiquitin-dependent protein catabolic process; random inactivation of X chromosome. Gene Ontology annotation, molecular function: ubiquitin protein ligase activity. NCBI's taxonomy places the organism in Eukaryota, Metazoa, Chordata, Lepidosauria, Squamata, Anolidae. The record is from RefSeq and is a predicted model, not a curated record. Gene Ontology annotation, cellular component: cytoplasm; nucleoplasm.
CCCCCCUCCUCCCUCCCGCUUCCGGUCCCCGAGUUCCUUAGUAACAAUGGAGCCUAAGAUGGCGGCCUGAGAGGACGGAGGGCGAGAGAGGAGCCGGGGAAAGGAAGCAGGCGGACAGGGAGAAGGAAGGCCAGCCGCGUCGGGUCCGGCGGACGGAGAAGAGACGCGAGGAGGGAGAAGGAGGCCGCGGAGGAGACAUUUCGCCUACUUUUACCAAGAUGGAAAGCUCCGAUUCUAAUAAUAAAGGAAGUGUCGAUCAGUCCGAAGUGCAGCGCCGGAGUCAGCUGGACCGUUUGGAUCGGGAAGAGGCUUUCUAUCAGUUUGUAAAUAAUCUGAGUGAAGAGGACUACAGGCUAAUGAGAGAUAACAACUUACUAGGCACCCCAGGUGAAAUUACGGAAGAAGAAUUGCUCAGAAGACUGCAACAGAUCAAGGAAGGUCCAUCACAGCAAAACAUGGAAGACAAUAGAGGUGCAGAGCCGACCGAAGACGUGUCUAACGGCGAUUCGAUAAUAGAUUGGCUGAAUUCAGUUCGGCAGACGGGGAACACGACACGCAGCGGGCAGAGGGGGAACCAGUCUUGGAGAGCGGUCAGCCGGACUAACCCAAACAGUGGGGAUUUCAGGUUCAGUUUGGAAAUCAACGUCAACCGUAAUAAUGGGAACGCAGCCCCGGAAACAGAAGGUGAGCCUUCUGCAGAGCCAUCCAAUGGAGAGGAUGUAGAAACCAACCAAAGUGACACUGAGGUCCCAAGACCGGACUCUCCCCCUCCUGCUCCUCCUCCUCCUCCCCCCCUUCCUCCUCCUCCUCCUCCUCCACCUGUUGUUGUCGUAAGGCAGCCUGAACCAGAGCCAACUCCUCUCGAAGAACGGCCUGAAGAAGUUUCUCCUGCCAGAGGGCAGAGGCGGUCCAGAAGCAGGAGUCCUGAACAGCGGAGGACGCGAGCGAGGACUGACAGGAGUAGGUCGCCCCUGAACCCAGUGAAUGAAUCACCUCGUAGGGUGCAUCACAGCACGUCAUCUCAGGCACCUGAGUUACCCCCAGCAAGCGAAGCGGAAGGAAGCUCUCGAACCAGGCAGCACGUGGUGAUACGACAACAUGCCGCUGCUCCUGAGCCCCCCAGUGAGAACCCAGCGCCGUUUCCCAACCCGGCUCCUCAGGCGACCGGUUCUUCAGAGCCCAACGGCAGUGCUGAGCCUGCGGCCCCCGGGCAAAGGCCUCCGACUAUCGUCCUGGACUUGCAAGUGAGGCGGGUGCGCCCGGGAGAGUACCGGCAGAGGGACAGCAUAGCCAACCGGACGCGGUCGAGGUCCCAGACCCCAAACAACACGGUCACUUACGAAAGCGAGCGGGGAGGCUUCCGGCGCACGUUUUCCCGCUCGGAGCGGGCAGGGGUGAGAACGUACGUCAGCACCAUCCGGAUCCCGAUCCGCAGAAUCCUGAACACGGGCCUGAGCGAGACGACGUCGGUGGCCAUCCAGACCAUGCUGAGGCAGAUCAUGACCGGCUUCGGCGAGCUCAGCUACUUCAUGUACAGCGAUACCGACACGGAUCCCGGCGCACCCGCGCCAAACCCCAGCGUCGAGAUGGCGGAGCCGCAGAACGGAGCAAGCGGCGGAAGUGGAAGUUUGAGCAGCGAAGCUCCGGAGGCCGGUCCGGGGGAGGCUUUCGAGAGCAGCAACGAGGGGGGGCCCGUGCCCGGCGCUCGGCGAGAAGGGCGCAACGCCAGGGGGUCCGUGACGUUUGAGGAAAGCGGCUCCCUGCCCUUCCUCAGCCUGGCACAGUUUUUCCUGCUGAAUGAAGAGGACGACGACCAACCGAGGGGGCUCACCAAAGAGCAGAUUGACAACCUGGCCAUGAGGAAUUUUGGGGAGAGCGACGCCCUGAAGACCUGCAGCGUCUGCAUCACGGAAUACACGGAAGGAAACAAGCUUAGGAAGUUGCCCUGUUCCCACGAGUAUCACGUACACUGCAUAGACCGCUGGCUCUCGGAGAAUUCCACGUGUCCUAUUUGCCGCAGAGCGGUCUUGGCUUCCAGUAACCGAGAGAGUGUGGUCUAAGCGGGCAUCACAGACUUUGGACUUAGUACACGGGGCGCCAGCGGCCGGCGAGGAGGCCACUUUUGGUGCCGUGGCCAUUGAUGUAAAAACAAGGAGAAGGUGUGAUCCUCUCACGCCAACAACGGAAUUUGCAAAAACUGCCCAGCAAGAUAAUAGUGAGACCUUCCCAAGUAGGGUCCAUACAUAACAUGCUGGGUUAUGUUAAACCAAGUUUUUUUUAGAACAACAACAACAACAACAAAAGGAGACGCUGCAUUUGCCCAAAGACACCUGCCUGUUACUUAUUUUUGUUCUUGCCAGACCGGCAAGGUUUGCAUCUCUCCUCCUCAGCUCAGUGUGCGGUGACAUAUGGAAAGACCUCCGUGCUCUCCUCUUCCCUGUGAAGGAAUGACUGGAGCCCCCUCCCCAGCAACGUGUGCAGCCCAGUACUUUGUGGAGGGUUGAAAUGAAAACAAAUUUGGAUGAAAUUGCACCCCCCAAGUCUGAUUUUAGCUCCUUUCUUGUAUAGGAUAUUGAAUACGGUCGUGUAAAUAACACUAAUGUUAGCUCCCUCUCUCACUGUACAGCUGUCUCCAGCCCAGCACCGCGGGGUGCCAUAGAACGAGCUGAUAGUUUAACGGGGAUAUUUAUCUUGCUGUGGAAAUAUAUGAAUUGCUUCUGCUUGUUUAAAUAAACACUUUUGCUUUAAGAA